This is a messenger RNA of Linum tenue, 2346 nucleotides long. The record is from the annotation of a GenBank genome assembly. NCBI's taxonomy places the organism in Eukaryota, Viridiplantae, Streptophyta, Magnoliopsida, Malpighiales, Linaceae.
AAUCGCUGGAUCUAACCCUCCCUCCCUGCCCACACAAUACUACGAAAACAAUGCCGGCCGAGCAUGCCAACAAGAGAAAGAAAAGAAGCCACUUGGAAACUUCCGUCGUCGCCGGCCACGGCGGCGACGGAACCAGCAGCAGCGGAGAUGCAACAAUUGAUCCAUUCACGAAGCUGCCGGACGAACUAGCGGUGGAGAUUCUCUCCCGGCUGGGGACGAUGAACCAAGUGGCGAAAUGCAGCAGCCUCGUGUGCAGGCGGUGGCGGAACCUGUGGCGAUCGAUCGACGGCGGGGUUCUGGACUUCAGCAGCUACGACGACGACCACGAUCGGCGGCCCUUGAGGAAGGGAGCCUACACCGAACCGGAACAACAGCUCCGCUUCGCGAACCGGGUGGACCAAGCGCAUGGAGGUGGGUCGAAUUCGGAUUGGGCAAGAGGGUCAAACAGCUGAGCCUGUUGAACUUCUUCUCCUGGCAUCUCCGGAACUGGGUCUCGUUGCCUCAAUUGACCCCUGAGUUCCUCGGCAAGCAGGACCUCAGCCGCCUGCAGGUUCUGGAACUCGAGGGAGUGUCGAAGAUCCCGCGAGGAGCAUUGGAUCACAUCUUCUCCAAUUGCUCGUCCUUGCAGCGAUUGGUGCUCCGUGAUUGCAGAUUCUUGUGCCCCGAAGGGGAGCUGGUGAUCAGGGUUUGUUGCCCUGGGAACAACCUCCAGAGCUUGACCUUGGAGUAUGGAGAAACGCUGUACAAUGUGACCAAGAUCGAGCUCGUCUCUGCUCCGGGUCUCCAGUCGUUCCGGUUCGUUGGACGAAUCAACCCCAAAGUGGUCGAAUUCGUGGGCGAGCUUCCUCAACUUCGGGAGGCACGGUUUGGUGGGAGAGGGAUUUGUGGACCGCCACACUACCUCCCCUGGUCUCGAUCACAGUUCAGCAAGUUUGCACCUCAACUGGAGCGUCUCGAGAUUGAUCUCGGGAUCUGUCACUUCAUCCCACACCUUGCUCCUCCCCCAGAAUGGCUGAUGUUUGAGAACCUCACCGUGUUGGAUUUGUUCAUAUACUCUGAGCUCUUUAGCCCGAAGAGUUUCUUGGAUGCCACUGUCCUGCUGAGAGCUGCUCCGUUGCUCCACAGAUUGUCCAUAUGGUUCAUACGAGUAGCGAGACCACUAGGGCAGUGGAAGUGGCGAGACUUGGCUGCUGUAUCGACGUGGAAGCAUCACUCUCUCGAAGUGCUUCACCUGCACGGUGUGCAUCCAGGAGAGGACAGCCACGUUGUUGGUGGCAGUGCUCGCAAAAUCCAGCUCGAACUCGCUGCUUACAUUAUCAUGAACGCGCCUUCCUUGAACCGUGUACUCAUUGACACCCGCCCCCACCAGCAGAAAGAUGAAGGUGAAUCCAGGCUGCCACAUCAGGUCGAUGCUGAUGUCUCUGGAGCUAGGAUGGAGUUGGAAACCCAUCUACAAUCCCACUCUGCCAGCCCCCAUAUUCACUUCACUUAUCAAUGACAGAUAAAUUGUCAUCAUAUCGAUACGAGGUGAAGAAGAAUUAGAAGAAGGGUUAUGGUUUUUCGUCGUGUAAAUGAAAUCUUUACUGCCAUGUGAAUGAAUGUAUACCACGAAUCAAAUACAUUUAGAGAUUUUAGUCCAUUGUUAGAGGAUUCAAAGGGAGCAGAAAGGUUUUGCGUUUUGUUUGCAUACAGGCAGAGAGGAGUGCUGUUGUCGAGUGGACAGUAGUGCUCUUUCUGUGAUUGACUAUACCAUCUCAUACUUUUUUACCUUACAUUAAUGGAAACUGAUCCAUUGUUUUCUUUUACUUCCUUGUGAUCCUGUAACCACAUUCAUUCCUUACUCAUAGCUGCAGGGAGGGAUGUUGCAAGGAGGGUUCUCCAGGAGGUGAGAUUCUUUCCUUUUUUUCUCCUGAUUAAGGAGUUGAAUAACAAUUCAUUAUCCCGCGCCAUAGAUUAUGGCAUGAUUUGUGACCAUCAGUUCACGUCGUGAGUAUUCUGCCAGUUCCCAUCGCGAUCUCUGCUUCUUUCGGCAGGAGGUAACGCGUGUGCGAUCCAUGGAAAUUGCUGCAACCUAGACCCUGCUUUGCUUACAGCUGAGUACCUAGAGCAAUUGACUUGAUGCUGGCUGUGCAGUUCCACAAACAUUGUGUUCGACUCCCACGUGUGGCAACGAUUCGGCUGAGUUCUCUUCUCUUCCUGGGAUACUGCAAGACUCUACCGAGGAGGUUGUUUCCGACAUGCAAGUAGGACUCUGGAGCAGCACGUCGAACCCUGCAAGUCUCUACUGUAUGUUUACCCUUUCAUCGCCAUUCACUCCUGCCUCGAUUGUACCUUUGAUUCUCUUGA